Maylandia zebra (zebra mbuna) is the source of this 1435-nucleotide messenger RNA. It is a transcript of the gene ankrd33ab, whose product is annotated as ankyrin repeat domain 33Ab. Lineage: Eukaryota; Metazoa; Chordata; Actinopteri; Cichliformes; Cichlidae. Gene Ontology annotation, molecular function: protein binding. The record is from RefSeq and is a predicted model, not a curated record.
CUUUCCAGGAAGCCAAAAAAACAUACAUCUGACAGGAGGUUUCUGCCUGACCAGUUUCUUUUUUUGAUAUUGUUUUAGAUGUAGACAAAGGCAUUUGGGCCCAUUUCACCUGUUCUGCUGGAAGAUGGCCACUGCAGCGGAGGACCCCCACCUGGGAUCAGGCCCUGACGAUAGCGAAGUGUCUCCAUCCGGGAGAGAGUCAGACUCAGAUAGCAUUCUUUCGGAUGACUCGGUGCUUCCAGACUACACGCCAGAGAGAAGAAAUGGGAGUGCAGCAUCAACACUGUAUCAAGCGUGCGCCCGUAAUGAACCGGUCUCUCUGCAGACAGUGCUUGAGAGGGGGGUCACAAAAGAAGAGGCGAUGGAGCUGGACAUCAAUGGCUGGAAUGGUUUAAUGGUGGCGUGCUGUAAAGGUUUCCUAGAGAUCGUACAUGGACUUCAUACCUGUCCAUAUGUUGACAUAAAUCACCAGGACAAUGAAGGCAACACAGCACUGAUGAUUGCAUCCCAAGCAGGUCACAUCAUGACAGUGACGUAUCUCCUGAACUAUUAUCCUGGAAUAGACACAGAAAUAAGGGAUUGUAGAGGUUUCACAGCUCUCAUCAAAGCUGCAAUGACUGGCCGCACUGACGUUGUGGCAGCCCUUGUUAUGGCUGGGGCUGACAUACAUGCAGUAGAUUCCACCAGAGGAAGAUGUGCUCGGGACUGGGCCUUUAAGACAGGUCGCUACGAGACCUUGCACCGUCUCCGUCGCCUCAAUAUGCGUCCAAGAGCUGAGCAGUUCUGUGAGGGUUAUGUCCCUGAGUGGCCUGAGCUCAAGGAGAGAGUAGCCAAGGCCGUAUCUCAGAAAAUUCCCAGGGAAAAAAUUGCCCAGCAGAUCAAAGACACCUUUGGAUUCAGAUUACCUCGUGACCCCGAGGACAACGGGGUGUUGGACCACAUGGUGCGCAUGACCACCAGUGUCUACAGUCCUCUGAUUUCAACUGGAUGUCACCCACUCUGCCCCACGAGCCCUCCAGAGAUUGGCAAGAAGCGUCUGGCCGUACAAGAGCUGGUCAGCAAACAUACAAAAAAGGACCUUGAGGAAAGCUCAGUGUGCCACAGUAAUGGCUCAGUGUCGCACAUUAUCCCCACAAUCCACUCUGCGGAGUCGAUUGCUACGACAUGCUGUGCCGACACCGAGCGGCGAGGCAGUAUGCUCUCCACCAAAGCUGCCACAACUUUUAUUUCCCGGAGUAUGGGGAGGCGGAACAGCGUGUUCCCCUCUGGCUGCAUCCCAAAGAUCAAUGUAGACAGGCCAACAGAAGCAACGCCAAAGAAAGAAAAGAAGAAGAAGAGGGAAAAGGGCUAUCUGGAACCACCCAAGUGGAAGUACAAGGAGAUCAAGGAUGAGAAAAAAAAGGACAAGAAGAAGGCUGAAAAAGAAAAGUAAGAA